Molecule: messenger RNA, 1077 nt
Organism: Aspergillus melleus
Lineage: Eukaryota; Fungi; Ascomycota; Eurotiomycetes; Eurotiales; Aspergillaceae
Product: fungal specific transcription factor domain-containing protein
Exons: 1
Coding region: 1-1077 (358 amino acids)
Biological process (GO): positive regulation of transcription by RNA polymerase II
Cellular component (GO): nucleus
Molecular function (GO): transcription cis-regulatory region binding; DNA-binding transcription factor activity
Source: RefSeq, a predicted model, not a curated record
AUGUUGAUUGCUUGGUCAUCCGCGCAUCUUUCCUUACUGGACAAAUCUUUCGAGCAUGUAGCCAUGCAGAAUCGAUGUGCGGCUCUCAGCGAUCUGCGGAACGCACUCGAAACCAAUCCAGCCAAUGUGGAGACAAACCUGGCCAUGUCGUUGAUCCUGUGCUCGCUAGAGAGCAUCAUGGCAGACAACGGUGACGCAUGGUAUUUACAUCUCGUGGGCGCAUCGGGGGUCAUCUCAUACAGUAUAGAUAUCAUGUCCAUUGGUGACGAUGAGUACCCAAGCAGGGUUCUACAGUCAUUCGAGGAUGACCAUGCGGCACGGUGGCUUUUGCGCAAUUUUGCAUACCGGGAUGUUGUGAUGGCCGUUGCGAGGGACCAGGCGCCACUUCUGAGCUCGCAUCAUUUCUUAACUCUUGACGACCCUCUCCGACCGGAUGUAUAUUUUGGUCUGGCCUCGGAGAUAUUGGAAAUCGUCUCCCAUACGGCCGUGUUGAAUGAUAAGUUAAAGACUAUGAUCAACAUGAUCCAGCCCGGACUGGAAACUGACUCGAUCAUUGAAAGUAACAACGGCGAUAGCCUACUCUCGCUAUCGGAUAUUGCAGUGAAAUUGGUGGCAUUGGAAAUGCGAUUGAAGCAGUGGACUUGCCCUCCGUCCGAAGACAUGGCGUUGAGGUUGUUAGCGGAAUCAUAUCGCUCUUCUGCUCUGAUAUUUCUAUACCGCGUCAUGCGACGUGGGAAUCUAGGUAACGAAGACGAGUUGUCAUCAAAAGCUGCUGCCCAGGUGGCCUCAACCGUGGACAGUAUCGAGCGGAUGCCCAUUCGGAGCCUUGCAGAGUGUACACUGCUCUUCCCGUUGUUCCUCGCGGGCGGGGAAGCUACAGAAGAAAGUCAUAUCAAGACGAUUCGAACUAGAAUGCUCGAUAUGAUCGAUUCCCGGAGCUUCAGGAACGUUGAGGUGGCGCUAUCAGUGCUAGAGAAGUUAUGGCGGCUCAGGAUGGCGAGGAAAUCAACAACUUCGGUGAGAGUCGAUUGGUUGGACAUCAUUCGGCGGGAGGGGAUUAAUCUUUCGUUAUCGUGA